This is a messenger RNA of Tetrahymena thermophila SB210, 420 nucleotides long. RefSeq names its product tetratricopeptide repeat protein. The record is from RefSeq and is a predicted model, not a curated record. The transcript has a single exon. Lineage: Eukaryota; Ciliophora; Oligohymenophorea; Hymenostomatida; Tetrahymenidae. Gene Ontology annotation, molecular function: protein binding.
AUGUAUGAUGAAGCAAUUAUAUUCUUCUAGAUGGCUAUUUAACUUGAUCCUAAAGACAGCUGGGCAUUUGGACAGCUAGGAUAUUUAUUUAAUGAAAAAAAAAAAUGUAUGAAGAUGCCAUUAAAUCCUUAUAAAAGGCUGUUGGCUGUUUAACUUGAUUCUAAGACAGCAUGGCAUUUGUACAGUUGGGAUAUUCAUUUCAGAAAAAAAUAAAUGUUUGAUGAUGGAAUUAUAUUCUUCUAGAAUGCUAUUUAACUUGAUCCUAACAGUAGGGCAUUUGGAGAGUUGGGAUUUUCAUUUCAGAAAAAAGAAAUUUAUGAUGAUUCAAUUACAUUCUAAAAGAAGGCUGUUUAAAUUGAUCCUAAAUACAGAUGGGCAUUUGGACAGCUGGAUAUUUAUUUAAUGAAAAAAAAAGUAUGA